Melanaphis sacchari is the source of this 827-nucleotide messenger RNA. RefSeq lists its product as uncharacterized. The transcript is spliced from 8 exons. Gene Ontology annotation, biological process: regulation of G protein-coupled receptor signaling pathway. The coding region runs from base 1 to 735 and encodes 244 amino acids. Lineage: Eukaryota; Metazoa; Arthropoda; Insecta; Hemiptera; Aphididae. The record is from RefSeq and is a predicted model, not a curated record.
AUGCUCCGUUUUCUCAAGAAACAUCUGAUGGCCUUGUUUAAAAUCCUGAAGAGAUGGGUUACUAGACAGUCUGCUAGUGAUAGCGAUUUCUCCUUCUCCUUCAAAUUUCCAGAUGAUGAAUUGUUCUCCGAAUUCUCCGAUUCUUCAGAUCAUUUGUCAGUGGAUUCGCUCAUGGAAUUACAAGAUGUUGUUCUUGGCGAAAUAUUACCAAAACAGGAGGUCAAGAAAUUGAAGAAAGAAUACGUCGAAAUGCUGAACCAUAUCAUCAACAUAAAAGUGAGUAACUUAAUAAAUCGCAUGAACAAGAGUACAGAAUAUAUCCCUUUGAAUACGAUUAUAAGAAGUGCAAAAUUAAUAUUUCCGCGCAUACAGAUCGAUGGGAACAGUUUGGUAAUGUGGCUCACAAACACAAUGGAUUUUAAUCCGGAUGAAGCACUGUACAUGGCAAAUUUAUUAUCGUCGCACAUCAUCUUAUUCACAAUUGUUAAUCACUAUCUGACUUUGUUGAACAUUGGUUGCUUUUAUCGUAAACGAUCUUCUAGCUCACAAACAACUUAUAAAACUCACGUGAAGGAUUAUGAUUACGCUAUUUACUUGUGUCAAAGAGAAACUGAUGAAAAUUUACAUGGAGAUUUGCUUAACUAUAAAGUGAAAAAGUUUGCAAAAAACAAAGUAGAUUUGAAUAAAUGGGAAUUUGAGUUUGAACUAGCUGAUAAGUCAAAAAACAAACAAUAAUGAUCCAAAUGUCAAAACAUACAAAAGAUAAUCACAAAAAGUUCAACUACAAUAAAUCACUUUAAAAUUAGACUUUUAAAAUGCUUAAUAAA